AUGUCCUCAACCCUGAUGAAUUAUCUUGCUGGGAUAUCAUCUCAGACUUGUGGACAGAUCUCUUUAACAAACAGACCAGGGGACAGGAGAAGGAUGAUGGGUGUGCUCAUUCUAACGGUCUGUCUGCUGGGAACAGCUUUGACUAGUUCAGUCCCUCAGUAUGAUGUCACGGAUGAGCUACCCCCACAGAGAGAGAUGUCUGAACAGGUCGUUCAGUAUGGUACCUUGGACCAGUUUCCCCUACAGAGAGAGAUUGUUCCUCAGGUGUCUCAGACGGACAUUCUGGAUCAGAUGAUCCCUCCACAACUCAACCCUCAGGUCCCUGUACUACCACAGUUGCCAGGGAACCAGGUAGACCACACCCCCCCCUGGAACUCCUCCUCCUCACCUCUACAGGUCUCUGACCUACCACAGUUGCCAGGGAACCAGACCACGAGUUCCUCUGAGUCCCAGAGCUCUGACCAGAGCCACUCAUCAGAGAGCUCUCCAGAGGACACAUCAGAAGACACGACCUCAGAGGACAGUCAGAGUCUCAGCAGUAGCAACAGUAGCAGUGACUCCCGUAGCAGUAGCAGUGACUCCCGUAGCAGCAGCAGUAGCAGUGACUCCCGUAGCAGCAGUAGUAUGCCUCAGGACAGGACUGGUGUUAACCUGGACGGAGACACACAGGAUGACAGCCAUGGUAGUGAGGAGAAUCAACGCAGAAAUUGGCUGGCUGCCUUCACCCAUUACCAGAGGAGGAGUCGCUUGACUGUGAUGGGUGGAGCGACAAGCGGGGUGGGGGCUGCUGGUGGGGAUCGACAGUAA
Oncorhynchus tshawytscha (Chinook salmon) is the source of this 807-nucleotide messenger RNA. RefSeq lists its product as uncharacterized. The coding region runs from base 1 to 807 and encodes 268 amino acids. NCBI's taxonomy places the organism in Eukaryota, Metazoa, Chordata, Actinopteri, Salmoniformes, Salmonidae. The transcript is spliced from 11 exons. The record is from RefSeq and is a predicted model, not a curated record.